This is a messenger RNA of Colossoma macropomum (tambaqui), 1736 nucleotides long. RefSeq names its product peroxiredoxin like 2C (gene prxl2c). The coding region runs from base 427 to 1101 and encodes 224 amino acids. The record is from RefSeq and is a predicted model, not a curated record. The transcript has 6 exons. Lineage: Eukaryota; Metazoa; Chordata; Actinopteri; Characiformes; Serrasalmidae.
GUUCAACGUGUCACACUGUUGUCGUAUUGGCCAGUAAAACUGAUAUAAUUCUGUUUGUAGAGUGUUUGUAAUAUGGGAGACGCAUGUAACAGUAAGAAACCUGAUAACUGUUCAACAUCUAGUAAUAAGCUGUGACGUACAGCAUUAUUACUAAGUAAUAUAUUUUACCCUGCUUGCUGUAGGUAAUGUUAAUAUUUGGAAACGGUGUUUACAGUGGCUGAAUAUAACGGCGUCUUUUCCACUAUUUCACAUUACUCCGAGCACUGAGAAGGACAACUUUUUAGAGAUUCAAGAAGUGAGUGCACUGUUCUUGUGCGAGUCUCAGCAAGGAUGGGCGUCCAGAAUUCCUUCAUCCGUCAAGAAAACUCCAAAAAUAGCCUGGGGAUGGCGUUUUAGCCCCUGGAAAAAGACUUCACACACUGAGCAAUGGCUGCCGUUUUGCCAAUAACACAGCAGAUCUCCCGCUCCGCACCGCAAAGCAGCCCAACAGCAGCAGCUGAUCUCUGUCUCAGCGACGUCGAGGAGUGUUUAAUAUACGACCAACACGGAGCUUCUACAACUUUCAGGAGUUUAUUCCAAUGCAGCAAAGCUAUCAUUGUGUUUGUAAGGAAUUUCUUGUGCUACGCAUGUAAAGAAUAUGUUGAAGACCUGAGCAAGAUCCCACAGGAAGCAUUAAUGGAUGCUGACGUCAGACUGGUUGUCAUUGGACAGUCAUCGUUUUCUCAUAUAGAGGCAUUUUGCUCACUGACAGGCUAUCAGCAUGAAAUAUAUGUUGAUCACACAAGACACAUUUUUAAGAAACUUGGGAUGAGAAAAGGAGAAGAAUUCACGGAAACAGCCUCUAAGAGCCCACAUGUCAAAUCCAGCAUGCUCAUGGGCAGUUUGAAGAGCAUGUGGCGUGCCAUGACCAGCCCUGCCUUUGAUUUCCAAGGAGACCCUCUUCAGCAAGGAGGGGCAAUUAUUGUUGGUCCAGGCUCUGAUGUUCAUUUUGCACAUUUUGACAUGAAUCGAUUUGACCACAUGCCCAUCAACCAGUUGCUGCACCUGGCUGGAAUGCAGAUGAUAGACUUUAAUAGGCACCCCAGGAUUAUUGACAUCUGAGAAAGAAACAUUUCUUAGUUUAGCACUGAACUGUGUUUGUAAACAGGCUGUUAAACAGGAUUGCACUUGUUGUAGAGCAGUCUUUGUAAGGCUUAACAGCAUUAUUGUUGUUAGUUUAUUUGCGUCUUUACUUGGUUUUUAAUCACAUAAUCCACUGCCUAAGCUAUUCAGUAAAUCUGAUGCACUCUAUUCCACUGAAACUGUAAUAUCACCAGGCUUUUAUUUCACUAUUAGAGACUAAAACUGAAUCAAAUUCAGUUCAGCAAAUGCAACUUUACCUGUAUUUUAGUUCAUGUAACACUACUGAUUUUACUGUGUAUUCUAUAUUAAAUAUAGAAUGACUGAAGACAGCAACACUGAGAAUUUGAUGUACAUUUUAUUUACAAAAUAAUAUAUAAAACAAAACAACAAAAAAUGACAAAAAUGGAGAUAAAGUUUUCUCCCAACUGCAGUGACAAAUGUUUUUUCAUGUUAUUAGAUAGAUUUUUAUAUAAUACAUUGUAGUCUGUUAUUAUUAUUAUUAUUAUUAUUAUUAUUAUUAUUGUAUGUUGUCCUGCAAUAAUAAUGUUGUGACAAUAUAUAUGGUAAACCAUGAUAUGUUCUUUUUUUAAAAAUAAAUUAUUCAUGAAAUAUGA